GGCAACCAGUUCGACAAGCAUGUCGGUUUCUUACGCACCUGUGAACUUGAAGGUUCCUGAUGGAUUUGGAGACGUUCUGGAGGGCCUAACUCGUGAAAUUCUACGCUCUCAGCCAGAAAACAUCUACAAUUUCGCAACCGAGUAUUUUGAAAGCAAAAUAGUGAUGAGACGAAAUAUGGCUGUCCGGAAUGAGGCUGCUGAAACAACGUCCGAAGAAAAACCAGAAGUUGCAGACGACGAUAAAGCUGCCGAUCAAGUGGAGAAAGAGGACAAACUAACGGGCAUUGACUUCAGUGAUCCUGAUGCUGCUCGAGCUGCUGUAAAAAUACAGGCUGGUUACAGAGGUCAUCUGGCUCGUGAACGGGUGAAGAAACUGACUGAAGAGAAGGAGAAGUCACAGGAAGAAGGAAAGGAAGAGGAGGAACCUGCCAAAGAGGAUAUUGACAUUGACUUGGAUGAUCCUGAGGUGCAACAGGCUGCUCUGACUCUUCAAGCUAGUUUUAGAGGAUUUCAAGCAAGGAAGAGUUUGAAGGGAGGAAAGAGUGGAGAAAGUACAGGAAACCGUGAAGAGAAAGAGAGUAGUGAAGCAGUCGAAGAUGUUAAGGAAGAAAUUGCUGUUGAUGAGAAAGAAUCAGGUGAUGCAGAUGAUGCAGAAAGUCAACAAAACGUUGAAGAACUGGAGGAAGAUCAGCCAGUGGUUGAGGAACCAGAUGAAGAUCAAAAUGAAGUGGAAGGUGACGAGAUGGCCGAGGAAGUUGCAUCUGUGGAAGAGAUAACAAAUGAGCCAGAUGUAGAAGAACAAGAAUCAGCAGUUCAGGAAGAAGAGAAAGAAGAUAUAGAAGAUGAAACAACCAAGACAGAGACUGAAGUCACGGAAGACGGGGACAACAGUCAAGACGUAAUCGAUGAACAAGUUGAAGUUGCACAACCAGAAGUGGUGGAUACAGUAGAGGGAGAUGUGAAACAGGAAACGAAUAGAGACAUAGAGGAGGAAAAAAUGGCAAGUGAGGGAGGAGAAAAACAAGAUGACGGUCAAGGUAUGAAUGAUUGUUGGUCAACUGCGUGUUCAUUGUGUUGUCAGACAGAGUUUGUUGACACAUGUACAUGUUUUUUUGUAAUUUUGUCUGUCCACCUGUUUGUGUGUUACUACGCAGUAGAACAUUGCAGUGAAUGAUAGCCUACGCUUACA
Messenger RNA from Corticium candelabrum, 1189 nucleotides. Its product is annotated as neuromodulin-like. Gene Ontology annotation, molecular function: calmodulin binding. Lineage: Eukaryota; Metazoa; Porifera; Homoscleromorpha; Homosclerophorida; Plakinidae. The record is from RefSeq and is a predicted model, not a curated record. The transcript has 5 exons. The coding region runs from base 20 to 1174 and encodes 384 amino acids.